Messenger RNA from Micropterus dolomieu (smallmouth bass), 1595 nucleotides. RefSeq names its product endothelin-1 receptor-like. Bases 54 to 575 code for a protein of 173 amino acids. Gene Ontology annotation, biological process: vasoconstriction; enteric nervous system development; G protein-coupled receptor signaling pathway. The transcript has 4 exons. The record is from RefSeq and is a predicted model, not a curated record. Gene Ontology annotation, molecular function: endothelin receptor activity. NCBI's taxonomy places the organism in Eukaryota, Metazoa, Chordata, Actinopteri, Centrarchiformes, Centrarchidae. Gene Ontology annotation, cellular component: membrane.
UUAAAAAAAGAUAUAUCUAAACAGGUAUUGAGUUUUCACGCCUCGAGAACAAUAUGAAAGUGUGUUUCUCCAUGUUCCAGUUCUAUAGGGAUGCAAAGGACUGGUGGCUGUUUGGGUUCUACUUCUGUGUACCUCUGGCCUGCUCUGCUGUUUUCUAUGGCCUGAUGACCUGCGAGAUGCUCAGACACCAGAAAGGAAGUCUGAGGUUCGCACUGAGUGAACACCUUAAACAGCGUAGAGAAGUAGCUAAAGCGGUCUUCUGCCUGGUGUUGAUCUUUGCUCUGUGCUGGUUUCCACUUCAUCUGAGUCGCCUGCUGAAGAGGACUGUCUACAAAUCCCAUGAUGCACACCGCUGCGAGCUGUUAAAUUUCCUCUUGGUGCUCGACUACUUCAGCAUCAACUUGGCAACCAUCAACUCCUGCAUCAAUCCCAUAAUCCUUUACUUUGUCUCCAAGAAGUUCAAAAACUGCUUCAAGUCCUGCCUGUGUUGUUGGUGUUAUUCUGGCUCUCUCUCCAACAGUAUGCAGCCUCUCCACCAUGGGACGAGUCUGCAGUACAAACACACUGACCACUGACAGAGAGAGAGAGAAAGUCUAUAUCUUCGUCUGCAACGUACCACCAGCAACUAAACCGGGCUGAACAAGGACAUCUAACACACACGCACGCAUACACACAGACACUGUCGUGUCUGAUGUUUUUACCUUUUUAUGGUGUAUUUAUUCAGUUAUAAAUAUUGUAUUUUAUCACAGACUAAUUAUUGUAUAGUGAUUCUGCAUUAUGGCCAAAACAUAUUUCUUGUGGGUUUUUUAUUGUUUCAAUUGGGCUUCUUAGUUCCAGUGAAGUGAAAUCUUAGUGCUGCAGUUUUGGGGAAGAUCUUUAGCUGUUUCAAUGCUAGGUGCGCAAAGCCAGCUCCAUAAAAGAAAUGGUUCCCACUUUGUUUUUGAAAAAGCUCUGACCUCAACUAUCCCCAUAAAACACCUUUGCAAUAAACCAGCCAGCCAGACCUUUUCACCCAGCACCAGUGCUAAACCUCACUAUCACUCUUGUUGCUGAAUGGGAGAAAAUCCCUGCACGAGGUUGAGACAUCUGGUGGACUGACAGAAUCCAGAAAAGUGGAGGCUGUAAUAGCAGCAGAAUAAUGAGACUGAGAUGCUCAACAGUCACAUAUGGAUGUAAUGUGAGGGUGUCCACUUAUCUUUGGCCAUGCAGUGUAUUUAUUAUUAAAUUUUUUAAAUGUCAGUUUUAAAUGUCAAAUAUUCCAUUGCAACAAGUCAUUGUAAGAGUCUAAAACUGCAAUAGCAUCCCCUGGAGGUUGAAUAUUUCAUUACACCCAAAGUUUCAAACUGUUGACAGACUAUUAAAUAUACUGAGGGUGUUUUAGUUCUGCUAGGUGGCCCUAAAAGAAUUGGCAGGGUGUAAACAAAAUCAUCUGGGCAUCAAGAAUAUCACAGCAAGUUGGACGGAAAUCGGGUCAGAAGUGUGUCAGAAAAUCUUGUCAAAGUGGAAGGAACUAUUACCAAUCAGCUUUAGUUAUCAGUGAGUUUAAUAAAAAAUUAAGUUGUGUUUGUAUUUAUCAAUAAAGCUAUAUUCUCAAA